AUGGGAGACAGCCCCGAGCUGGUUCCCACCGAAGUGGCAACCGACCUGGAAUCUGACGACAUGCUUCCUGUGGGACUACCCCAGACUGCUUCCGAGCAAGUUGCUUCGAACGGUGCACUGGAAGAGGGCGCAGCAGGCACUAAUGUGUUUGAUCCAAACGCCCGAACUCCUUUUGCAGCUGUACCGUUCGCACCACAGUUGCAUAUGUAUCGACAGAAUUUCCAGCAAAACAUCAUGAUCGGUGAAUCUCCGGAACAAACCAGAUCGCUUCUCGGUGAACUUGAAACUGAAGCAGAAAACAGGCACCAGAGGUUCCGCCAGGCUGCCGAAUAUGCUCAUGAUCAAAGAAUCGCCAAUGUUGAAGAACGAGCAAAUCGACAGCAUGAGGAGAUCGUUGCACAGCUCGAAUCCGAGAUUGCCACACAACGAUAUCAGUUUAUCGAAGCCAAUCACCAUCUCGUGUCGGAGCUGCGACAACAACACCAAGUCAUCGCUUUCCAAACGGAACAUUUUUCCAGCGUUAGUUCGCAGAUCACGCAACUUCGAACAACUUUAAUCGAAGAAGCAGAGGAGAACAAAACACAAACCCUCAAUGAGGUGGGAGAGUGGUUUGGUAGGGAACAUGAUCAGGCAAUGCAGCAGUAUAGGUUACUUGCCCGCGAGAGUGAAGAGGAAAUGAGGCGUCAAAAUGAUGUUCUUCAGGACGAACUCUCCUCAGCUGAGCGUGCGCUCAAACUCGAGCAGGACAGGAAUGCUUCUCAGGACACUGCGUCCCAAGCUCAGUUCCCUCCGGCCGUGACCCCAGCAACGGUACCGCAAAGUGCCGGCCUUAAUGUGCCGACAGCUCCUCAGUUUUCAUCGCCAAGCGUGAUCCCGCUCAGCCUAAGAGCAAUGUUUUCCGGUUUUGGUGGUGCGGUAACUACUGCCACACCAGCGGGGCCACAAGCUCCAACACAAGCCCCGGGAACCCCUGUGCCCCCGACUGGCUUAGGUGGAGGAGUGUCUGGUCUCGCGGCCCCAAUGGGCACGCCGGCUAGUCCGGCAGCCACUGGAGUUGAUUUAAUCGCACAGACGCAACAAGCGUUGCUGGAAGCCGCCAAACUCCUCAAGGGAGACAAAGGCGGCGAAGAUGACAAGCCAAAGGCGGAAGGCCGCAACGCCCUCCGUCAAGGAGUGGCCGGGGAAGAGAUCGCUCUGCCGGAGAAGGACAGGAGAGCCGCAUGCUGCAUCUCGAUUGCGGCUGCAGCCUCAAUCCGUCCCGAGGGAGAUGACCCACAAGAUGGAGAGAAGGACUACUGGGAAGUGGAUUUCAAAAGGGGUGAAGCCAUUCGACAUCACCUGAACUACAGAAGUACUAUGUACAAGCCUGAAAUGUCAUGCCCUGUUGCUCUUGAAAAGUUGAAAGGUACGGCCAAGGUGAUCAAGACUCUUCCCGUUGCUCCCUACACAGCAAAGGAGAGUUGGGAUUGGAAAGGGGGAAAAGGGGGGACGAACGACAAGACGCCAUGGACUGGCAAGACUGUGUUCAAAAUCAAAGAACAAAACAAGAAGGUCAAGUUUUGUGAAAAGCCCAAAGUCAGGGAAAUUCCUUUUGAAGGGAAGGGGUACAAGCAUUCCUACAAAGUUCGCAGGUACAACACUUGCUAUGCCGAUGCGGAAAAUUGCCCCAAACCUGACAACAAUGACCUUCAGGUUGCAAUUAGGAACGCAAGGGAACUCACUAUGCUCCUUGCCCGGCAUGAGGGGGGAGAGAGAACCGACUGCCGUUUAGAAUGUGAUGAGCCUGAUUCUCUCAUGUGUGGGAUGUGCAAGCACGUCGUUGAGAGCUCAGAGAUCGCCUGUCCAGGAAUCGCCACGCCCUUAGAAUUCCUUGCUGAUACGGGGAGCGAGGAGGACCUCAUCAGCGAAGCUGAUCGUGCUAUGUACUUUGGCGAAGAGCCGAUAGGCAAUGCUACUCGACAAGUAAACCUCAUCACUGCUAACGGAAAUGUCAAGGGUGACAAAUCGGUCAGGAUCGACUUCCCGGAGUUUGGCAAAGAGCUAGAGUUCUACGUUCUCGCAAGUACUCCUCCUGUUUGCUCUGUUGGAAGAAGGUGCAUGGAGGACGGUUAUGAGUUCCAUUGGUACCCCAAAAAGCCGCCUUACUUCGUUGCGCCCAAUGGUCAAAGACUAAGGUGUAGAAUGAGAGGUAUGGUGCCUGUCCUUGGGGGAGGAGCAAUGGCCGCCCCAAGUACCAACGAAGAAGCCUCAGGAUCUCUCGGACGGCCAAUUCUGUCCGAGGGUUUUCAGAAAUCUGCCGCCCAAUAG
Messenger RNA from Symbiodinium natans, 2307 nucleotides. Lineage: Eukaryota; Dinophyceae; Suessiales; Symbiodiniaceae. The record is from the annotation of a GenBank genome assembly.